Messenger RNA from Macrosteles quadrilineatus (aster leafhopper), 1601 nucleotides. Its product is annotated as choline/ethanolamine kinase-like. Gene Ontology annotation, biological process: phosphatidylethanolamine biosynthetic process; CDP-choline pathway. The record is from RefSeq and is a predicted model, not a curated record. The transcript has 9 exons. Gene Ontology annotation, cellular component: cytoplasm. NCBI's taxonomy places the organism in Eukaryota, Metazoa, Arthropoda, Insecta, Hemiptera, Cicadellidae. Gene Ontology annotation, molecular function: ethanolamine kinase activity; choline kinase activity. The coding region runs from base 81 to 1286 and encodes 401 amino acids.
GUUAGGGUUAAAAUUGCUUGCCGGUGUUGCAAUAGUAUCGACUUUGUUGUUCAGGCGCAGAGUUCUGUCGUCUGCUUAGAAUGUUGAAGCUUGCCACUAAGGAGCUGGUAGGGGUGGGAAUGUGUGGAAGUUCAGCGCAGGGUCCACUAGUUCCUACCCAGAGUCAUGUACGUGACACUGCAUUCCGAUACUGCCGGGAGUUCCUGCCUGGAGCCUGGCGGAACAUCCAGUACACGGAUCUCCUUGUUGAUAGAGUCAGUGGAGGACUGAGUAACCUAUUAUAUUGCUGUCAACUGGCCGAUCAUGUCAAGUCAUUUGAACAGGAGCCCAGGAAAUGUUUAAUACGAUUUUAUGGACAGGUUAACAGAGAGAGGGCUUUGGAAACUCUGAUCACCGAGUGUAUGAUUCUAACAUUACUCUCGGAGCGUCAGCAAGGCCCAAGACUUUAUGGUGUUUUCCCAGGAGGACGCUUGGAGGAGUACAUUGCUGCAAGAUCAUUGCUGACAAAGGAGUUAGCUGUUCCAGCCAUUUCUGAGGGAAUCGCACAGAACCUAGCAACAAUGCACCUCAUGGAUGUUCCAAUGAACAAAAGUCCAAGUCGUAUGUGGAAUUUAAUGGAGAGGUGGCUUGAGACAGCUGAGUAUCUCGUAGAGCAAGGGUUCAGUGACAAUGCUGAUUGGGAGAACAUGAUCUUGAAACUGCAAGAGCUUGAUGUCAGAGCAGAGUAUAACUGGCUGAGGAAUAUCCUGAAAGAAGUAUCCUCUCCAGUGGUGUUUUGCCACAACGACUUGCAAGAAGGAAAUAUUCUACUACGACAGUCUGAAGAUGGUUCCGAUCCACCCUUAGACCAUGUCACUGCCGAUGAUCUAGUAUUCAUAGACUACGAGUAUUGCAGUUACAAUUGGCGGGGGUUUGACAUGGCCAAUCAUUUUCUUGAGUGGAUGUACGACUAUAAAAAUGAUUCUCAUCCAUAUUUCUGGGCAAGACCAGUUGAAAGACAUGCAACCAAGGAUCAAAAGGAAAGAUUUGUCAAUGCUUACCUAGAAACCCUGAAGAAUUCCCCUGGUUAUAAAGAGAAGCCUGAAGACACUGUGGAAAACAUCAUGAAAGAGAUCGAAUUCUACACUCUGGCAUCACACCUGUUCUGGGCUUUUUGGAGUGUAGUUUCCAACUCAAAAAUGUUCUCCAGGGAAGUGGAAUUUGACUACUGGUGCUAUGGAGAAAGAAGGUUUGAUGGAUAUUUCAACCAGAAGCAGAAGCUCAUAAAAGAUUACAAUUUGUGUUGAAUGUGAUGUGAAGUGAACAGCGAGUGGCUUCCCAAAGACUGAACCAACAAAGUGCUGACAAUAAGAUUUUUCCAAUCCUUUGCUGUGAUUUGGUGUUAUUCCUACAAGUAACACACUCGUAUUGUUAUUACCUUAGUUGCUGUGUAUAUAUUUUUGUUAGUUAACUAAGUUUUUGUCACAAUGUGUUGAAAUAAGUUAUACUUAAAGUAGUUAGAUACUUAUAAGUGAUAGAAGUCUAUUGACAUUAAAACUGUUUCCUAUUUUCAAGCAAAACCUGCUUAUUGAAUAAAAAUAUAUUUAUUUUCUUUGCUAUUA